AUGGCAGCUGAUAAAGGAAAGCCAGAGAAUCUGCUAUACACCUCCAAAAGCCCAGAUGCCCUGCUCAAGCUGACUGAUUUUGGGUUUGCCAAAGAAAUCACCACAAUAAACUCUUUGGCAACACCAUGCUUUACCCCUUACUAUGUUGCUCCAGAAGUUCUUGGUCCAGAGAAAUAUGACAGAUCCUGUGACAUGUGGUCUCUGGGUGUCAUUAUGUACAUUCUGCUUUGUGGAUAUCCUCCUUUUUUCUCACAUCAGGGUCUGGCAAUAUCUCCUGGGAUGAAAAGACGUAUCUGUAAAGGACAAUAUGAGUUCCCCAAAACGGAGUGGUCCGAUGUGUCUGAGGAAGCCAAACAGUUGAUUUGCCACUUACUGAAAACUGAGCCCACCCAGAGAAUGAGCAUCACAGAGUUCAUAAACCAUCCCUGGAUUAAUCAAUCGGUAGAGGUCCCACAAACGCCUCUUCACACCAGCCGCGUGCUGCACGAGGAGCAAGAUGUCUGGGAGAAGGUAAAGGAGGAAAUGACAAAUGCCCUGCAAACAAUGAGAGUGGACUAUGAUCAAAUUAAAAUCAAAACUAUUGAAGACUCAACUAACCCUCUACUCUUGAAGAGGAGAAAGAAAACUAAAAAACUCCACACAGAGUCCUCGCUAGUGAAAUAAAGACUUUUUAACAGGUAACACAAGUACACAUACUUACAAUAAGUUGGUAGAAGAAGGUAUUGCCUUCAUUAUAUACGGUAUGCAAGCUGUGUAGCUGCUUUUAUUUAUUUCUUAUGUCUUUUUCUUUCAAAUUCAGCAUAUUAAUGUGCUUUAAGGACUUUUGAACUCCCUCUAUGCAUUAUAAAUUAUUCUGUUUCUACAUGAGGGCUUCAUAAAUCCUCUCCCUAGAGGAAACAAAAAUCUAUUGAAUGUGCUGCACGUCAUCACAGCUUUUUAUCAUUUUGAUGUACAUACUUAGUGUGACAUUUGAGAGAGCUUUGUUGGCAUCAGCUCACACGUUAUGUUAUGUAGAGUGUGUUCACAGUUUUGAAAACCUUUUGGGCAAAUGUUUCGCCUUGAGGAUGUUAUUGAGAAAAGUUUGCCAAAUCAUUCAUAUUUGCCUGUUGACUAACUGUUACCAGAAAACCCCAAUGUUUAUUUUAUAUGCUGACGUGAUGUCAGAAGUGUUUCCUCUUACCACAAAAGGAGUUUUCUUCCCACAGUGUGGAAGUGCAGCAUCUAAAACUUACCAUGUGUAGCAGUAAUCGUGUUAACUGUGCCUCUGGAACAGGUGAUAAUUGCAUUUGAUCCACAAAACUGUGCUGCCAACUGGACUCUACAUGCAUAUUUUCUCCAAAGAAGUGAUAUAAAAGUAUUGCAUGAAGUCUGUUAUGUGAAAGGCAUAGAAACAAAAGUGUAAGGCACGAGAGAGAAGAGGCGAGAAAGAUCACUAUUAUCCUUUUGUCUUGAUUAAAUCUCGCUGAUAUUCUCAGUGGUUUUGCGUGUUGUUUGAGCCUUCAGAUAUUAACCAUUAGCAUACAGUCAAAUAAAUGUGCAACCGCUAAAUUGUUUCUAACAAAUAAAAGA
Molecule: messenger RNA, 1569 nt
Organism: Scomber scombrus (Atlantic mackerel)
Lineage: Eukaryota; Metazoa; Chordata; Actinopteri; Scombriformes; Scombridae
Gene: mapkapk2b
Product: MAPK activated protein kinase 2b
Exons: 7
Coding region: 1-663 (220 amino acids)
Biological process (GO): toll-like receptor signaling pathway; peptidyl-serine phosphorylation; vascular endothelial growth factor receptor signaling pathway
Cellular component (GO): cytoplasm; nucleus
Molecular function (GO): mitogen-activated protein kinase binding; ATP binding; calmodulin binding
Source: RefSeq, a predicted model, not a curated record